AUGGCCCUUGUGGAGCUGCUGCGCACCUGGGGCAUCAUUCCCCGCGCGGUGGUUGGGCAUUCGUCGGGUGAAGUUGCGGCGGCGUACUGUGCGGGUAGACUGGAUCGCGAAAGUGCAUGGCGUGUGGCUUACUUCCGCGGUGUUGUGGCCGAGAAGCUGGCUUUUGACUCGGCGAGGGAGUCAACGACGAUGAUGUCGGUGGGUCUAGGCAGGGAGUCUGUCCAGGAGUACCUGAAGGCCGAGCCAGCCGUGACGGUGGCAUGCGAGAAUAGUCCUGUUAACGUCACAUUGUCUGGCCCGACAGCGGCAAUUCUACGUUUAUCUGAGACGUUGGACGCCGAUCAAGUUUUUGCGCGGAAGCUGCCUGUGGCAAUCGGCUAUCAUUCCGAGGCGCUGCGUGAUGGCGCAGUGGAGUAUGAGGGUUUCCUGGCCGGGAUAUGCGCGCCAGUGCAGGAUGGUAAGGAACCAAAUAGGGUCGCCUUCUUCUCAUCCACCGAAGGCAGCUUCAUCACGCUGGAGAGUCUUGCAAGUCCAAGCUAUUGGGUGAAGAACCUGCUCUCGCCAGUUCUCUUCACCGAUGCCGUAACAUCGCUUGUCAGCGAGCGGAAGCAAGUCACCAGGUUUUUCGUCGAGAUCGGACCGCAAUCUGCUCUCCGGCGGCCUGUUAAAGACAUCCUCACACACCUAGGCGAANGUGAGGAUAAAUGGUCGUACGCCGCUGUACUCAAUCCCCGUCAACCCGACAUAUACUCCCUUCUCGAAACUGUCGGUGCCCUCUGGAGCAUCGGCCUCGCCAUCGACCUCAACAAGCCCAACCAAGCCACUCUCCAGCCCGCAACCCAGCCAAAGCUUAUCACCGACCUUCCCUCAUAUCCCUUUUCGCGUGCCAGGCAGUACUGGGACGAACCUCGCAUCAGCGCCCUCUACUCGCACCGGCCCUUCCGACGACACGCCCUCCUCGGCCUACGCGAAAACGACUUCAACUCGGCCCAACCAACCUGGCACCACAAAAUCCGCCUCGCCGAAGCCCCUUGGAUCCUCGACCAUGCGCUCGAAGGCUCGCCGCUCUACCCCGGCACUGGCAUGCUCGUCAUGGCCAUCGAAGCCGCGCGACAGCUGCUCCCGCCAGACACGGCCAUUAGCGGGUAUAAGCUCGAAAACGUGCGGUUUAUGCGCUCCAUCCCCGUCAACGAAAGCGAAAAGGGGACCGAGGCGAAGAUCUACCUCCAGCCACGCCGGCACACGGCCAAAGACGCAGCACAGCGCGUGUACGACUGGCGGGUGUUCACGCUCGGCGGCGACGAGUGGAUUGAGUGCGCGUUUGGCAGCAUCCGCGUCGAGCUUGAGAGCGAGGCCUCGCCCGAGACAGACGCACGCAAGGCCCGGUGGGCGAGCAGCGUGGGCAAGGAGCACGCAAGCGCGGCAGCACAAUGCACGUUGAAUGUACAGAGCGAGCAGCUGUACGAGAACCUUAGCAAGAAGUCGGGCUUCGACUACGGGCCGUACUUCCAGGGUCUGCGGGAUAUCCGCUACUCCCGCAAUGGGUGUGCGACGGGAACGCUUGCGCUACGGGACUACGCGAAGACGAUGCCGUACGCGAGCGAGGACGCUUGCGUUAUUCACCCCACGACGUUUGACUCGGUCUUCCAUGUGGGGUUUGUCUCGCUAAGCAUGGGUGGGUGGGAGCCAAUCCCCACGCUCAUGUUCAGCAACCUCCGCGAGCUGUGGGUUUCGCAUAAGCUGUUCACGCUGCCCGGCAACCCGCUGCUGCACGUCGCGACAAAGGAGAUAGCUCGAACAUUUAGGGAGUUUGAGUGGGAUGCGUCCACUCUGCUGGCCGAGACGGGGGAGCCUGUCAUCGUCGCCAGGGGCGAGCGUGGAACUGUCAUCGCUGGCGCCGGAAGCAGCGCGCGUAGUGACGACGACGGUGCCAGUCGCUUCUCCUAUGGCAUUGAUUUCCAGCCCGACCUCUCGCUGCUGGAUGCGCCCGAGACCGAAGCCCAUCUCAAGGCCCUCUACGCGUCUGACCCGCAAUUCUCGCCGGAUCCCAAGGACGCAGAGGCUGUCGACCGUGCCGACGCUAUUGCGCUGUAUUAUAUUGAGCAAGCCCUCGAUAACAUUGACAACGGCGAACCGCUGACUUUCGACAACCACUUGACCAAAUACGUGGAUUUCCUACGCAAGGUUCGCGCCAACAGGAACAAGUAUACCUUGGCGUCGCGAGGGUUAGCGCAUUUGGAUAUUGAGCAAGUUUUGCGUGAGGCGGACGGAGAACCAACGCAGAAGCUGGUGAAAAAAGCUGGUCAACAUCUGUAUGGUAUCUUAGCAGGGACGGACAAUGCCUUGCAGAUCAUCUUUGAAGGCAAUCUUGCCAAUGACUUCUACCACUGCGACUUCUACUCGCGUCAUUACCGCAAGGCCGGCGCCUAUAUGAGGAUGCUAGCACAUGCAAAUCCCCAACUGAGGAUCUGCGAAGUCGGUGCGGGAACUGGCAGUGCCACGAGCAAGGUGCUGCCGUUUUUGGUUGAUACGGAGGGUCUUGACGGUGAUCGGCUGGUCCGCUUCGGCGAGUACGCCUACACCGAUGUAUCUGUCGGUUUCUUCGAGAAAGCACGCGAGAAAUUCUCUUUUGCUGAGAAAUACAUGCGCUUCGCCAAACUCGACCUCGAGGUCUCACCCUCCCUUCAAGGCUUUGAACUCGGUAGCUACGAUGUGUUACUGGCCUGUAACGUGAUCCAUACCACAUCAAAUCUCAUACAGUGCCUCCGUGACCUCCACGCCCUGCUGCGUCCCGGUGGCAAGCUCAUCAUGAUGGAGACUACCGUCGACAAUAUCCGCGACGGCAUCAUCUUCGGCUUGCUGCCGGGGUGGUGGAUGCGCGAGGGCCAUUGGUGGGACGGUGAGCAGGUUGACGCUGUGCCCGGAGAGGACGAGGCACUGGGGCCUAUUCUCACUGAGGACGGAUGGGAUGCUGCGUUGAAGACGGCGGGUUUCUCUGGUGUGGAUAUGGUGUUUAGGGAUAACGAGUACAAACCUCGCCAUCGCGUCUCAACGCUCGUCACAACAAGGCCAGAGGAGGUUGAAGUUGAAGCUGCGCGCGAGCACUGGGUUAUCCUUGCGGAUUCUACACAGACUGUAAAUGCUGAUGCGCUGAAGGCGAAGCUCGCUGCCGUGCCAUGGAUCGACGAGACAGAUACAUACACUCUCGAUGGAGUCGUUACAGCUGAAUUGGAGCUGAGCAGAACGAACAUUAUCAGCCUGCUGGAGGUCGACACGUCNCUCUUCGGAACGAUCACAGGUCCGCAAUUUGAAGCUCUCAAAAAAAUCAGCUUGGAUGCUAAGAAGGUCAUCUGGCUCACGCGGGGCGGCAGCCCUGGCGCUGGCAAUCCUGCCGCCGAGAUGGCAGUCGGUUUUUCGAGAAGUAUCUGCUCUGAGCGGGGUGACCAGGCCUUCGUCACCCUGAGCUUGGAUACCGAUGACUUUAUUAAAGGAACGAGCCAUGUGCUACGUCUUCUUGAGCACUUCCACAAGACAGGAAGCAAGAGGGCAGAUGCGGAGUCCGAGUAUACAGUGCACAGCGGCCUCAUCCACAUCCCGCGCAUCGUCCCACAAAGGAGCGUCAAUCAGACCCUCGCCGCGCGCGCAAAGCUCCCUGACAAACUCAGCUUCACGCUGGGUCAGGCCACCCCUAAACCACGCAUAAACCUGACCAUCCAACAGCCCGGCCUCCUUGACACUCUCUACUACACCGAAACCCCAACUCGCAGUACCCAGCUGCAGCCCGGCGAAGUCGAGAUCGAAGUAGCAGCUGCCUCUCUGAAUUUCCGCGAUGUAAUGAUUGCUUUGGGCCAGGUACCCGGCGACGGACUCGGCCUUGAGGGCUCAGGCACUGUCACCCGCGUUGGACCAGGUUGUACAACCUUGCAGCCUGGUGACCGCGUCAUGUACUUCAUAUUCUCAACGGGUGGCUGCUGUGGAACCUACGUGCGCUGCGACGAGGCGUCGACACGUAAAAUCCCACGUGAGGACAUCUCCUUCUCAGACGCGGCUGCUAUUCCUGCAGUGUGGGCUACGGUUGUGUAUGCAUUUGAUUACGUGGGCCGGCUGCGGAAGGGCGAAAGCGUACUGAUCCACGCUGGUGCUGGUGCGGUAGGACAGGCAGCUAUUCAACUCGCGCAGCUACGCGGAGCAGAGAUCUUCGUCACAGUAGGAAGCAAGUGGAAGCGUGAACUAGUGAAAGAGCUUUACAGUCUCGCGGAAGACCACAUCUUCAAUAGCAGAGAUGCCAGUUUUGUCGACGACGUGUUCCACGCCACAGCCAACCGCGGCGUCGACGUUGUCCUCAACUCCCUUGGCGGCGAACUCCUUCAACACUCGUGGCGUUGCACCGCGCCCUUUGGCCGCUUCAUCGACAUCGGAAAAGCAGACAUCCUUGCCAAUAAUACACUUGAGAUGGGCCACUUCCUCCGCAACGUCACCUUCGCGGCCAUCGAUGUCGCGGGAAUGUACGCCGAGAACAAACCGCUCAUGCAACUCGUGCUCGACGACGUGUUCAGUCUAUUUGCAGCGAAUCCUGGGUUGCACAACCCCAAGCCGCUGCAUGCGUUCGCGCCGAGUAGGAUCGAGGAGGCAAUGCGCGCUUUGCAGGGUGGCAAGAUUGCUGGUAAGGCGGUUAUUGAUUUCCAGACACCGGGUGAUGUGGUGGAGUACCAGCCCGCGCGGAUGCCAACGUACGGGUUCGAGGCGCAAGCUACGUAUGUUAUCAGCGGUGGAUUGGGUGGCUUGGGGCGGGAGAUCAUGCGCUGGAUGGCCUCUCGCGGCGCACGGCAUUUCCUCGUCACCUCGUCGCGAGGUGUAGCUGGGCGCGCCGAUAUAAUCGCCUUCAUCGAAGAAAUGGAAGCCCAAGGCAUCGUGGUCCACGCGCCAGCGUCGGAUGUCUCCAACCGCACUGUCCUCGAGGCCACCCUGAAGGAGGCUAGCAAGAUAUUGCCACCGAUCAAAGGCUGCAUACAGGCAGCAAUGGUGCUGUCGGACAAUAUGCUCUCCAAUAUGACCGUCGAGCAAUUCUACCGCGCCCUAGCACCCAAGUACCAAGGCUCUUGGAAUCUCCACGAGCUCCUGCCGAAGGACAUGGACUUCAUGGUCUUCCUGUCUUCUAUGAGUGGCGUCAUCGGCAACCCUGCGCAAGCCAACUACGCAGCUGGCAACACUUUUGAGGACGCGCUUGCGCGGCACCGCGCUGCCAAUGGACUAAAGGGCGUCUCGUUCGAUCUCGGCUUGGUCUUGGAGGCCGGGUGGGCGAGCGACAACUUUGAAGACGUGACGAAGAGUUUGCGCGCUGGGCUGGGUGGAAUGACGCAGAAGCAGCUGAUGGCAAUUUUGGACGUCCUAUGCGAUCCAAGCUAUGACUGCACAGGUGGCGGAGCGCAAGUGCUGAAUAUUCAUGAUAAGCCUGUGAAGCUGUACAGAAUGUUCCAGGAUGGUGUAUUGCACUGGGCAGGCAAGCCAUUAUUCAAGAACAUUCUUCGUUUGGGUCAGGUAGAGCUGGUCAACGGCGCCGGAGGUGGGAGCGACGGUGAGGCAACGGCAGUCGACUACCUGGCGCUCAUCAGGGCGACGGCUGAUGCCGAAGAGGCUGGGCAGAUUGUCACAACAGCAUUGCUUGGGAAAUUGAGCAAGUCUUUGUCGGUACUGGCGGAGACUCUCGAUGUGGGCAAGCCGGCGUACGUGCUUGGUGUUGACUCGCUCAUCGCGGUCGAGCUACGAUACUGGUUCCUCAAGCAGUUUGGAGUCGAGGUCCCGGUGUUUGUGAUUUUGAAAAAGCAGCCGACUGUUGAGUUGUGCCAGCAUGUGGCAGAUCAGGUCAUGGCGGCCAAGUGA
Messenger RNA from Bipolaris zeicola 26-R-13, 5880 nucleotides. RefSeq lists its product as uncharacterized. Bases 1 to 5880 code for a protein of 1959 amino acids. The record is from RefSeq and is a predicted model, not a curated record. Gene Ontology annotation, biological process: fatty acid biosynthetic process; secondary metabolite biosynthetic process. Gene Ontology annotation, molecular function: oxidoreductase activity; fatty acid synthase activity; phosphopantetheine binding. Lineage: Eukaryota; Fungi; Ascomycota; Dothideomycetes; Pleosporales; Pleosporaceae. The transcript has 3 exons.